Molecule: messenger RNA, 2827 nt
Organism: Cylas formicarius (sweet potato weevil)
Lineage: Eukaryota; Metazoa; Arthropoda; Insecta; Coleoptera; Brentidae
Gene: pdm3
Product: POU domain, class 6, transcription factor 2
Exons: 12
Coding region: 459-2396 (645 amino acids)
Biological process (GO): regulation of transcription by RNA polymerase II
Molecular function (GO): RNA polymerase II cis-regulatory region sequence-specific DNA binding; DNA-binding transcription factor activity, RNA polymerase II-specific
Source: RefSeq, a predicted model, not a curated record
GCCGACUGUUCUACACUCUCUCCGCAGAAGCAAGGCAACGUCGCAGAUCGACGGUCACAUGUUACCGCGUGGUGCGAGGGCUCUCGAUUGGUCUACGGUUGCGGCAACGUGGCGCGGCGACGCGUCCUGAAGGAUAUUUUGGCGCGGAAAAGCGAGUACACGCGGAUUUCGGUUUUUCUUUUUGGAAGCGUGCCAAAAGUGCGCGGAUGAUCCGAUGGUUUCGAUUUGACCGCGUAUAGGGGGAUCAAGUAAUGGUCCAUUGUGGUCUUAUUGUCGGACCGUCUUGAGUAUACUUAACCCUGGGUUAAAUAGAUCGAUAAACAGUUCAAUUGAGCGCGCGGCGACAGUGGCGUGCGGACUUUUCGCGGGGCAACACGGCGGGCUACUUCAGGGACUGGUACGUCUCGCCGUUUCAGAACAGUUUCGGGAACUCAGACGAGUCAGGAUGCGAGGCUGAUAUGGCUGAGGGCAGCGUGGAAGACGAAAGCGGAGAAAUGUUGGGUCCCUCGGGAGCACCCGCGUUGCAGGGCAUGCACACCCCCGCCCCCACCGAUCUCAGUGUCAAGGACGAGGAAAGCGACAGCGAAAGCAGUACCGGAUCACCCGAACCUGCCGAGGAUGCUGGCAGUUGUACUGACCUCUCGAUCAGCGUCGGCCGACCUCUUCCGCCUGCGCAGGUCCGGCCUCACGACGAAUUCUCGACGUCGGACAACAAAAUGUCGUCACCUGGGCCUCCCCACCCUGCAUCUCACCUCAACGGAACAAUGGCGAGCCUCGUGACUCUCCAGAACCUCCAAAAUCUCGCUAAUCUCCAGCAGAACUUACCGCAGGUGGCUUCGUUGGCUGCGAAUCUGUCGACGAUGGCCAGCUUAUCGGGUACCACCUCACUCAACAACUCAACCAUGGCCAACGCACCACUCAAUUUGAGUAUAAGUGCCACUUCAGUAACGACGCCUCGAAGCAGUCAACCAGGGGCACCAGAAGCUCCGCCGAGUGGCAUCGCGCCCCUAAACCCUCAGCCGCCCCCAGCGCCGACGUUGCCGACGUCGAAUCCCUUAAUGAGCCCACCGCAACAACCGGCACCCAUGCCUCAAUUCAUUUUAGCCUCCGGACAGCUGGUCCAGGGGAUCCAAGGGGCCCAAUUGCUCAUACCCACCUCUCAAGGUUUGGCCACGCAAACGAUCCUGACGAUCCCGGUCAAUCACGUCAACAGUUCCGACCAGAUGGUCAAUCUAGCUUUAAACAACGGGCAAGUGAUGCAGACAUCGUUGGCCAAUCUACAAGCGAUUGCCCAGAGCAACUUGCUUGCCAACACGGCCAAUAACGCAGUUCCAACCACGAACGGAACGAUCAACCCGAGCCUCCUCAACCCCACCACCCUGUCGCACCUACUCUCGACUAGCAGUCCCGCUCAGCAGCUACUACAAACGCUCCCGCAGUUAAUCACGAACCCUCACGCGUCCGCCGCAGCUCAACCUCAACCUCCCCUACUCAAUAGCCUCGCUCAACCCCUCCUAUCGACUCCUCCCACGAUGCUACCUACACCAGCGGCUCAAAGCACUGCGCCGCGACCUCCCCUAAGCAACAACCAUUUCGGAGAGACCAAACACCACCCGGCCCAGUCCAUUUCGAGGAACUCGUCCCCCACGAUGGGCAACGUGCCCAAUCGGAUCGGGUCGAGUAACGGGGACCUCAGUAUACCCUCCAGCAUGGGCCUGAGUUCCGGUCAGAGUGUCAAGAGGUCGCCCAGUUCGUUAUCGCCCGGGUGCAAUGACACUUCAACCGCUGACCUGCUGAUCGAUUCACCCAAUCAACCGACCAUCAACCAGACGAGCAGCAACGUCGUAGACGGCAUCAACUUGGACGAGAUCAAAGAUUUCGCGAAAGCCUUCAAGCUGCGCAGACUCUCUUUGGGUUUGACGCAGACCCAAGUGGGUCAAGCGCUCAGCGUGACCGAGGGACCGGCGUACAGCCAAAGCGCCAUCUGCAGUGCCCUGGCGUCCCAGAUGGUGGCAGCUGCCCAACAGCAAGCAAUGUUUGAAAAAUUGGACAUCACGCCGAAGAGCGCGCAGAAAAUCAAGCCGGUGCUCGAAAGAUGGAUGAAAGAGGCGGAAGAAAGUUUUUGCGAUUACAGGUACAAGAGCGGCCAGAACCACCUGACGGAUUUUAUCGGGAUCGAGCCUUCUAAAAAGCGAAAACGGAGGACGUCGUUCACGCCCCAGGCUCUGGAGCUGCUCAACGCGCAUUUCGAAAGGAACACCCACCCCUCAGGCACCGAAAUAACGGGACUCGCCCACCAAUUGGGAUACGAACGCGAAGUCAUCAGAAUAUGGUUCUGUAACAAACGGCAAGCUUUGAAGAACACCGUGAGGAUGAUGUCCAAGGGCAUGGUCUAAAAAUCUGUGAUUUAUUCGUAUAUAAUAAUAUAUAAAACUUACUUUAAACAAAUUUGUACAUAGAGAGAGGACAAACUAUAUCGAUAACAAUCAAUUUUAAUACUUUGUACAUUUGUAAAGUUAGACGGUUAGGAUUAGGGUAGGUUUUUUUCAGGAGUCUGUCGUCUAUUCGAGGUCUUUUUCGAGGUUAAGUCAAGUUUACGAACAUAUCUAUCUCGGUGAGAAACUAUGGUUUACGGGUUUCACAGUAUAAACCAAUGUAGACAGGUUAUACCUCAUAUAUUUCCCUAAAUACAUAUGUACCAAACAGUACUUAACUGUUUUUACGAGUUUAUAAUACCUUCUCAGAACAUAACCUCAAUGUCGGUAAUAUUUUUUAGUUAUUUUCGCGUUUUUUUAUUCAAAAUAAAUGUUGAAAGAUGCUCCCAAGA